Centruroides sculpturatus (bark scorpion) is the source of this 2081-nucleotide messenger RNA. RefSeq names its product RING finger protein 17-like. The transcript has 10 exons. Lineage: Eukaryota; Metazoa; Arthropoda; Arachnida; Scorpiones; Buthidae. The record is from RefSeq and is a predicted model, not a curated record. Bases 89 to 1666 code for a protein of 525 amino acids.
UGAUGGCCUUCCUGUAGACUUGUUUAUUAAAGAAAUUCAUUCUGGAGCAUUGGAAGUGACAAGUGUUGAAUAUAGAAGUGUGACUGAGAUGUUAAUUGAAAAAGGAGUUGCUCUUCCUGCAGAAACGAGAAGAAGAAAUACUAGUCCAAAAAUCGAAGAAUUUAAAAAAUCAUCAAAAUCUACUAUUGAAAAUGCAUCAAAGUCUGAAAUAAAAUCACUGUCAUCAAUAACAACAAAUCCAUCGCAAUCACCUUCACCAUCGCCAACUGAAAACUUGACAUCAUUACAAGUGACUACAAAUAUGACAGUAACUGUCAAUCAAAAGGAAAAUGAGAAAAAAAUUGAUGACAUAAAUGCAUGGAAACCAGCUCCUGCUCCAACGAAGAAUGUUUUUUAUGGUGUUCCCACUCAUGUUGGAGAAGAUGGAUGCAUUUACUUACAACCGGAAGGAGAAACUGUAAAAAAUAAUUUACUUCUUAUAAAAAAUGCACUUAAAUUAAAAUAUGAAAAUAUUGAGAAUGAACCUGCAAAAUCAUAUCCUUCUGUUGGACAAGCAUGUGCUGCAAAAUUUUAUCUUGAUAAUUGUUGGCAUAGAGCAGUAGUUACUAAAGUAAAUCCUCCAAAUAUACAGGUUACUUUUGUGGAUUAUGGAAAUUCAGAAAAUGUGAAAUUAGAAAAUAUUCACUUAGAUAUUGUGUUAUCAGACAUUCCUAGACAGUGCAUUGAAUGUAUUCUUCAUGGUGUUGAGCCGAAAACAGAAAAUGGAGAAUGGUUGACUUCCACUUUAGACUUUAUUCACAAUAAUAUUGUUGAACGGAAAUGUAAAGUAGUGGUAAUGGAUCAGCCAUUACCAGACAAAAGAAUUCCUAUUAAAUUAUUCUGCAAUGACGUAGAUAUAACAAAGAUGAUAGUGGAAGUUGGUCAUGCCAAAUUAAAAAACCAAAUUGAGUCUCAAGAAGAAAAACAACCACACAAUCCCAUUUCCAAACAGAACAAUGAAGCUGCAGUAACUACGAAAGUAAAACCUGUUUUACCAUUUGAAACGGCCAUUCUUCCAGUGGUUGGAACGUUAUUUCCUGUAGUUGUCACUCAGGUUUUUAGUUUUGAUGCCAUUUGUAUUCAGAAACUUAGAAUUGAUAAUCCAGAAACAGACCAUGAAGAAGCAAUUAAUGAGGAGUAUGAUAAGUUUUUACUUAUGAUGGCAGAUCUGUCUCAAAAUGCUGAAUGCUUUCCUCAGCUUGAAAACAUUGACAUAGGAAUGGCAUGUUGCGGGAUGUAUACCUAUGAUGAUAAUUGGUAUCGUUGCAUUGUAACCAAUAAAGUCAAUGAUGAUGUUUUGGUCACUUAUGUAGACUAUGGAAAUUCAGAGGUUAUUCCUAUCAAAAGAUUAAGAGAAUUGCCAAUCAAAUAUUUUGCCCUACCACAACAGGCCAUUGGCUGCAAGUUGUCUGGUAUUAAACCAGUUGGUGGAGAGUGGACUGACGAAAUUGUAUCCAAAAUGGAAAUGAAAGUAUUUCCAAAAGAUGGAAAUUUAAUAGCCAAAAUCAAUAAAUGGGACGAAACACCAGAAAUCAGCUUGUUUGUGGAAAAUUUCGAAGGUGUGACAGUGCUAGCUUAUCAGAAUUUAAUAGACGAAGGAUUAAUUGAAAUUGAAGAGGACAUUUAAUAAAAUAUUUCUAGUUAAACGUAAUUUAGACAAGUAUUUGUUAAUGUCUUAUUAUGUCAUUAUGUAAAUAUGGUAUAAUUGUAUGCUUCUCUAAAAGUAUUACGUUUUAAUUAAACAGUCGUUUUAAAUCUUUUACUGUAUUUGACAGCUGUAGUUGUUUCAGAAAGAAUUUUCGUUUAUUGUUCAAUUUGCUUAUUUUCUUUCUGUUAGACAUUAUUUUAUUAUGGUUUUAUACUCUUAUCCAAUUUAAUAGCACAAGAUGUGUGUAAAAACUUUGAAAAACUUCAACUUUGUGACUUUGAUAUUUUGUAAUAAAAUUUCUUAAGUAUUGUGUACACGGUUUUGUAAUUUCAUAUAAUUCUAAACAUCGAUACUAAAGCUAAUUUACUCUGCUUAUUUUAAACCAGAAAUACGA